Molecule: messenger RNA, 1417 nt
Organism: Aethalodelphis obliquidens (Pacific white-sided dolphin)
Lineage: Eukaryota; Metazoa; Chordata; Mammalia; Artiodactyla; Delphinidae
Gene: SMIM7
Product: small integral membrane protein 7
Exons: 6
Coding region: 137-376 (79 amino acids)
Source: RefSeq, a predicted model, not a curated record
CUCCGGCAGUAACAAUGAUCGGGGACAUCCUGCUGUUUGGGACGCUGUUGAUGAACGCCGGGGCGGUGCUCAACUUUAAGCUCCCCGCAGCUGGCUGCCUCGAACCACUCUCUCCACCCCGUCGGUGGCUGCAGGCAUGGCUGUGAUUGGCUGGGCAAGGGGUGGCCCAGGGAACAUCACUGAACUGCGCAAAAGAGGUCACACAGCAAACCAACGGAAAAAGAAGGACACGCAAGGCUUUGGGGAGGAGUCGAGGGAGCCCAGCACAGGUGACAACAUCCGGGAGUUCUUGCUGAGCCUCAGAUAUUUUCGAAUCUUCAUCGCCCUAUGGAAUGUCUUCAUGAUGUUCUGCAUGAUCGUGCUCUUUGGCUCCUGAGCUCCAGGUACAGAACCGGAAACACACCUUCUCAGAGUGUCUCUUCCUCCAUUCCUGACGACUUCAAGAAUGUUUCUGACCAGAAAACCGGUGACCUUCCCAGAAAGUCCAAGCUUGUGGUGGGUGGAAAAAAUGUUCACCAAGAUGAACAGUUUCCCAGCCACGUCACUGUUUUCUUUUCAAAGAUAUUUUCACUUUGAUCUCUGCCUUGAAAUGCUGUCUACUUAAAAGAGUUUGAAGAGUGUUUAUGUGAGGGACUGUGGUAUCUAGAUUGUUUAAUCAGAUCAGAAUCCCUCUUCUACCAAACUUUCACCCAUCUGGGUAUUUAUUGGUUUAUUUUUAAUAACCAUCCUUUUUCGGUUCAAAUUAUACAGAUUUUUAAAAAUCUUUUGUAUCCAGGGAUCUGAAGCAGAAAGGUUGGCUUUUAAGUUUGAUGUAGCCUCUUACUGGACUGCAUUUGUGAGGAAUGAACAAGUUCAUUGUUGCUGGGUCUGUGUCCAAAUUCCUUCCCCAUCCCAAUGGGCUCUGCUUGGCCACUCCAUGCUGCUGAGGUUGUCCCCAGGACUUGAAGGGUGAAGUGUUAUGGGUUCCUGUGGAAGAGAGGUGCAGAGCAGUUGGCAGGGCGGAUGGCGGUUUUAUGAGAAACUUUGCCUUGCCUUGAAGCCCUCUAUUAAAGUAACUUUUGGGGCCAUUAAUUGUAUAGUUUUUAGAAUGAGAGUGAUUUAUGUGGUGAUAUUGGGACCCAGUUCUGAAAGCUUGGGUUUUGGGGUCUGCUUUUCAAGUGGAUGAUUUCAAGGUUGAAAAACAAGCCUCAUUGGAGGAAAUACAGCAUUUUGCAUAGAAGCUUCUUUGAAAGGGAUUCCUGGUUUAAUCGCCAACAUGACCACUUGGGUGGUCAGUGCCUGGAUCCUACAGGUGUUUGAUUUGUUUGUUGUGGUUUUUGAAAUCCUAACUUGCAGGUAACCUGGUAGGAGGAAAGAAUAAAUAUGCAGGCUCUUAGAACUAAAGAGCAUUGAAAAUAAAGCUCAUUUCUAAAAAGGA